Molecule: messenger RNA, 2775 nt
Organism: Trichechus manatus latirostris (Florida manatee)
Lineage: Eukaryota; Metazoa; Chordata; Mammalia; Sirenia; Trichechidae
Gene: REXO5
Product: RNA exonuclease 5
Exons: 19
Coding region: 135-2435 (766 amino acids)
Cellular component (GO): nucleus
Molecular function (GO): RNA binding; exonuclease activity
Source: RefSeq, a predicted model, not a curated record
UGAAGUGAGGAGCGGAUCUGAGGGAGGUUAUAAGCUGUCAAAACCCCGACUGCGUCCUCUCAGGAGACUGCUCCGGCCGGGGAAUCUGGGCGUCGGGGUUUCCUCAGUCUUAGCCGAUCUUUCUCCAAAGCCUCAUGGAGCCAGACAGGGGAGGGACGGAGAUUUCUGCCAAGAAGGGCAGAAAGAGGAGGCGGGCCCCGAACAGGCUGGUCGAGGCGCCCAAGGCGUUGGGAGCCGGUUGGGAUCUGGAGGAGAGGCCGCCUGACGCGAAGAGAGCUCGCUUAUCUACCAUUUUAUUUGCUGAAAACUGUGAAGUAACCCACAGCCAGCUAUGUGAAUUGCUGAAGUAUGCAGUUCUAGGCAAAUCGACUGUUCCUAAACCCAGCUGGUGCCAGCUUUUUCACCAAAACCACCUGAACAAUGUGGUGGUUUUUGUUCUGCAGGGAAUGAGUCAGCUGCACUUUUACAAGUUCUAUUUGGAGUUCGGAUUUCUCCGAAGGGCAUUCAGACACAAAUUCCGCUUGCCUCCUCCAUCAUCUGAUUUUCUAGCCGAUAUCAUUGGACUACAAAAGAAACAAACAAGUGGGGAUCUUCCCCGGACAAUGGAAGGGUCUUCACCUUUUGCCAGUGUAAGAGCCAGCAUCAACCUUCAGAAUGACCCCAUCAUUCAAAAGUUUGGCUUUAAUAGAGUGGGCUUGACCAGAUGUCUUCUGACAAAGGAAGAAAUGAAAACAUUUCACUUUCCAUUACAAGGUUUUUCUGACUGUGAAAACUUUGUACCUACCAAGUGUAGUGGUUCUGUAAUGGACAACAGCCCUCUCUUUGGGCUUGACUGUGAAAUGUGCCUCACAUCCAAGGGGAGAGAACUAACACGCAUCUCACUGGUUGCUGAAGGAGGCUGCUGUGUUAUGGAUGAACUUGUUAAACCUGACAACGAGAUUUUGAACUACCUAACCAGCUUCUCGGGAAUCACCAAGAAGAUUCUUAACCCAGUGACGACCAAACUCAAAGAUGUACAGAGAAGAUUAAAAGCACUGCUUCCUCCUGAUGCUGUGUUAGUGGGCCACUCUUUAGACCUGGAUCUCAGAGCACUGAAAAUGAUACAUCCAUAUGUUAUUGAUACAUCAUUGCUUUAUGUCAGAGAGCAGGGCAGAAGAUUUAAGCUAAAGUUCUUAGCCAAAGCUAUUUUGGGGAAGGACAUACAGUGUCCACACAGGAUUGGUCAUGAUGCUACGGAAGAUGCUAGGACAUCCCUUGAAUUGGCUCGCUAUUUCCUUAAAUAUGGCCCAAAGAAGAUUGCAGAACUAAAUCUGGAGGCGCUUGCUAGUCGCCAGGAAUUGCAUGCAGCAGGCCAAGAGCUGAGAAAUAAAACAGAAGUUGUUCAACAGCCAAACACAAGUGUUUUAGAAUGCUUGGACUCAGUGGGUCAGAAACUCCUUUUCUUGACCCGGGAGACAGAUGCUAGUGAACUUUCUUCUUCCAGAAACUGUCAAAGUAUUAAGUGCCUUUCAAAUAAAGAGGUUCUUGAGCAGGCCAGAGUGGAAAUUCCCCUGUUUCCCUUCAGCAUUGUCCAGUUCUCUUUUGAGCCAUUUUCACCCAGCCUCACUGAGGAGAUGAACAAAAGGAUGAGGGUCAAGUGGUCAGAGAUGUCAACUGUCUAUGUUGGGCCAUUUAGCAAAAAUUGCAACCUCAAGGUUCUGAAGAGGCUGUUUAAGAGCUUUGGCCCAGUUCGAUCAAUGACUCUUGUUCUUGAAACCCAUCAGCCUCAUCUCUGUAUCCAGUAUGAAGUCCUGGAAGCUGCACAGCUGGCCAUAGAGACCUUGGAUGGGGUUCUGGUAGAAGAUAUCUGCAUCAAGGUGCAGAGACCUGUGACAGAGCUUACCCUCGAUUGUGACACUCUCGUGAACGAGCUGGAACAAGAUUCUGAGAACCAAGGUACUAUCUACCUGUCUGGAGUGAGUGAAACCUUCAGAGAACACUUGUUGCAGCAGUCUACCCUCUUCUUCGGCCUGGAAGCUGUGAUCUUGCCUAAAGAUCUUAAAAGUGGAAAGCAGAAAAAAUACUGUUUUCUGAAAUUCAGAACUUUUGGCAGCGCCCAGAGGGCCCUCAACAUUUUCACGGGCAAGGACUGGAAACUCAAAGGCAGGCACGCCCUAACCCCCAGGCACCUCCACGCAUGGCUCAGGGGCUUGCCUCCUGAAUCCAGAAGGCCCCCAGGUAUUCGUGUCUUACCACCCCCCUCGGAGCAGCAGGCCUUACAGGUCCUGAAGAUGGAUCACCCGAAGAUAGCAGCCUGGCGCUGGGGCCGGAAGAUUGGAAAGCUCUACCACAGCCUGUGCCCGGGCACCCUUUGCCUCAUCCUACUACCAGGAACCAAGAGCGCUCAUGGAUCGCUCUCUGGCCUAGGACUGAUGGGAAUAAAAGACGAAGAGUAAAGUACCACCCCAAACAUGUCUUUGUGAGUCUGCCCACCACUUUCCACAAGCCAUUUUUUAUUCCUCCCAGGCAAUGGCGGAGAUUGUGGUCAGGCCACAGCCUCCCCAGGUCGCGAGUCCUCUUCAUCCAGCAGACAGCUCUUGCAGAAACUACUUAGUGUACCAGCUAAGGAGUCUAGUUCAUUUAUAUGGCAUGUACAAAUUUUCAAUAAAUGCCUAAAUUUCAAGCAUUCUUCCUCUUGAGACAGUGAGAGGAGGAAACCAGUUUAUUCUUUGUCAGUGGGUUUAUGUACACAGGUGUGGUAGUAGGUGCUUGUCCCAUGUGGCACUCCUAGUAAAU